Perognathus longimembris pacificus (Pacific pocket mouse) is the source of this 996-nucleotide messenger RNA. It is a transcript of the gene Ankrd37, whose product is annotated as ankyrin repeat domain 37. The transcript has 4 exons. The record is from RefSeq and is a predicted model, not a curated record. NCBI's taxonomy places the organism in Eukaryota, Metazoa, Chordata, Mammalia, Rodentia, Heteromyidae. Gene Ontology annotation, molecular function: protein binding.
CCUGUGUUCGUGGAUUAGUUAGGCUGCCGAGGGAGGGCUGGGACCCGGGGACCUUUAAAUUCCCUGGCCACCAGGCCGGCUCGAGCGCGCUUACCUGCCAGUGUGCGGCGAGUGCUCCCACCACACUACAGUGAGGUCAUUUGCUCUGGGCGGGAGAUGCUGCUGCUAGAUGGCAACCCGGAGGCGGAGGGUCUUAAGCAGCUGCUAGAGUCGGGGGCUUCCGUCAACGCACCCCCGGAUCCCUACGAGUAAUCGCCUGUCCACUUGGCCGCAGGUGGCGGGCUGGCUUACUUUCUUCUCUGGCAGCUGCAAUCAGGUGCUGACCUCAACCAACAGGAUGUUUGGGGAGAAGCACCUCUUCACAAGGCAGCAAAAGCCGGAAACCUGGAGUGUCUCAGUCUGCUUAUUGCCAGUGAUGCCCGAAUUGAUUUAUGUAAUAAGAAUGGGCAAACAGCAGAAGAUAUUGCUUGGUCAUGUGGAUUUCCAGAAUGUGCCAAGUUUCUUACAAUGAUUAAAUGUAUGCAGACAGUAAAAUCAAGUGAACAGUCCAAUAGAGACUACUGUGUUUCAGCACUCAAACAGAAGCGAUGUUUUGAAAGUGUAGAAAAUACAAAUGUGAAACGCAAGUGAGGGUAAGUAAAGUAUAGCUGCUUCUUUCCCCCUUAAGAAUGUCUCUUCUGGCAUAGAUUUAGUGUUUCAUUUAAAUACCAGCAUUUUUUUUUUUAACUCAGUGCCUAGGCACUCUCCCUGAGCUGCUUUUAUUUAAGGCUAGCACUCUGCCACUUGAGCCACACCACCACUUCCAGCAUUUUUUGUGUAUGUUACUAAGGAAUUGAACCCUGGGCUUCAUGCAUACUAGGCAAGCACUCUACCACUAAACCACAUUCCCAGCAAAUACCAGUACUCUUAUUUCUAGAAUUGUUGAUAUGUAUUUGGCAGUGCUGGUACUGGGGUAUACUUGAGACUUCACACUUGUUAGCCAAUUGCUCUACCAUU